Salmo salar (Atlantic salmon) is the source of this 4862-nucleotide messenger RNA. Its product is annotated as protein FAM171B. The record is from RefSeq and is a predicted model, not a curated record. NCBI's taxonomy places the organism in Eukaryota, Metazoa, Chordata, Actinopteri, Salmoniformes, Salmonidae.
ACAGAGGGCAUUGUAGAGUUUUAUCUAUGAUGUAACAGCACCAUCUCCGGUCUCUGUUGUUGUACGCCCCGAAAACACAGCAUCAGCACCAGCGCGCCAACACCACCAGCCUGCCUGCUUUCUGUGCAUACUUAGGUUACCUGCCUCCGUUCCACCAUGAGGUUUCCAUGACAAAGAAAGCGGCGCGACUAGGCCUCCAUUCCUCCUUCUCUGUCUCAUUUCGCGCAGUUAUGUCUUUGGUUCGCGGCUCCCUCUCGCCAUGCCUGCGGACCGCCUGUACCUGCUUUUCUCGCUGGUUGUGAUCUCCUGCGGGGAUGGUGUCGUAAGGGCGGCGCCGGAGGGUGGUGUCCUCCGCGGCCAACCCACGCUGCUGGCCGCGGAGGACAAUGCCAUCGCCACUGUCCCAGACGGAUCCAUCACCGGCCAGACGGCCCUUUAUCAGGUUCAGACUCCGUCUGCCUUAACACCAGAGCCGCCCUUUGCCCUGAGGGUCCUGGUGAAGGAUCAGGUGACCCGGCGGCGCCUGGGCGGGGCCCAGGUGGAGGUGUUUGUCAACCACACCCUGAGUAGCCAGGCCCUGACUGGGGAGAGGGGAGAGGUGCUGCUCAGGGUCCCCUACAGCCUGGGCCUCAGCCUCACCAUUGUAGCUAGCAUGGAGGGAUAUGUCCUCACCCCGCUGCCCUGGAGGACCACCAAGAGACCCAUAUUCUCCUCAGUGACCUUAUCGCUGCUCCCUCAAAACCAAGGCAACAUCUGGCUGUUUGACGACUCCGUGCUCAUCACUGGGAAGUUACCUGUUAUCUCCUACCAGCCCAGCGUUCAGUUCCCCAAGAGUCACAUGAUGCUCUCAGACGGCAGAAACACCUCCACAGUGAUGGCCUACCUGACCGUGCCACAGCGCCACCUAGGCAAGGACUGUGUCAACUGCACCCCAGGCAUCAUUCACAACAAGUCAGUGUUCAGGAGUGUUGAGUUGCGGGCGAUGGCAGCGGUCAGCACUCUGCUGUACUCUGGUGGUCAGGAGGUCCAGGUGAAAGGCCCCAUCCAGAUCUCCCUGCCCCUGGCACACACCACCAACCUGAGGCCCUCGGACACCCUCCCUGCCUGGGACUUCAACACCAAGACAGGUGCGUGGGAGAACCAGGGUCUGGGGAUAGUGAAGAUGGUUGGAGAUCAUCUGGUCUGGACCUACAUUGCUUCUCACCUGGGUUACUGGAUCGCUGCACCCCUACCCUCCUCCAACGGUUAUAUGGGCCAUGCCAGCUCAAUGGAAUUCCUCUCCUACCACACCUACCUGCUCAUAGGAAUACUGGCUGGAUAUAUCACAGAUGGGGGCGUGUGGGGCGAAGGGGGUUGUCCAAAAUAUUUACAAGAUUCAGGUUCCGCUCGUGGACCGAGGAGGAGGAGGAGAGCACGGUUCUCUAAGCUGUCCGCUCUGAAGAAGGACCAGACCACCUCCACCCACAUGGAGGAGGGCCAUGCCAUGAUGUCCUUCCACCCCGGAGACAGAGCCCACGGCCUGGCCUCGCGCAGCGUCCAGUGUGACCCCUCCACCCCCAGGCACAACAAAGCCAACUACAACAUCUAUGUGGAAGACCCCGGGCGUGGGUCCGCCGCCCUCCUGUAUGAAAAUGUGGGGAGUGGGGCCAAGGGACCCCAGGCAUCACACCACUACGUCAACAGUGAGGAGGUGGCCAGGCUGAGGGAGAGGUCCAGAGAGGAGCAGAAUAGAGCCCACCUGGGUGGAGGUGUUCAGCUGCUCCACCUUUACAACCAGCCUGUGGCCAUCCUCCAGGCCCCGGAGCGCUUCAGCAGCCAGGGUGGGGAACAGCAAGGAUCAGGCUGCAAGUCGGCCACCUUCCCCCGCAACGGAGGAGCCUAUGACACCCACACCCACUCUGAGCAGGGCGGUCAGGACAGCUACACCCAGACCCUCCCUAAGAACCCCCACCAUGCCCAGGGAGCCAACCCCCAGCAGGGCAGCCAGGACCAGCCCCAGGCCCUGGAGACCACUCCCCAAGGCCCAGCCUCUAAUCCUGGUGCGUGGGGCCGUUACAGCAGCCUCCCGGAGUCCUCCGUUUCCGUCCCCGGUACUCUGAACGAGGCGGCUGGAAUGAGGGCAUUCAGCAGUGGGAUGGGGGGCCCCAGUGAACUUCAGGGGAUAUCAGAGCGUACACUCCUGGAGCUGACCCGAGGUAAGGCCUCGUCGCCUCACCCCAGGGCCUGGUUCGUCUCCCUGGAUGGGAAACCAGCCGCCUCGGUCCGCCACUCCAUCAUAGAGCUCCAGGGACGCCACCCACGGCCCCCCAGCAGCAACGACACCAGCCUGGACUCUGGCGUGGACAUGAAUGAGCCCCAGCAGAGUGUGAGGGAGGUGGAGCGAGAGAGGCCUUCCAUCCGGGGCUCGUUCCCCCACCACAGCAGAGGGCGCUACAGCGAGGAGCAGGACCUGAGCAGCAGCGAGAGCGGCACCACUGCCACCUGCACCCCUGAAGACCCCUCCCUGAGGAACAUUCUGGACGGGAGCAGCGGGGCCAUUCCCAAUAUCCCGGAGGAGCGGGACGGGAUGGACACGUCCAGUGCACAGGAGGACAGUGAGUCGAGGGGGACACCGCCCCCACGCAGGCUGAGGAAGGUGAGGGAGAAGGGGAGGGCCGAGAAGAGAAGCGCCAGGCACCAUGUCAGAGAAGAGAGGCCUCUGGUCAAACGGAGCUAAGGCACUGCUCACCAGAGAUGGACUGGGAUAGAACUUAUUUCAUUACCAGUCAAUUCUGGAAGUGUAUUGACAUUAUUGGCAUUCAGUAGUUAAUGGGCUUUUUUCAUGUCCAGUUGCAUGAUCAGUGCUUCUUCCUUAAUUGGCUGUGAUGGUUACAGAAACGUUGAAUCUGUCAAGAAGGGAUUGAGUUUAUUAUUUUCCUAUAGGAGUCGUACAUUGGCAGACGGCUGAGACAAUGUACGGCGAUGUUAGAGCGUUUUCUGUGGUUUGAUGGAUGUGUAUGCUCCAGUCCUUCUAAAAGGAAUAGUUAGAUUGAUGCUAGUGCGACACAGCAGUAGUAUGGCUUCAGAUCGUCUCAUUCCUGGCAUCUGCAUCAAAGAAGAUGCGUUCUUUACGCUGCCUGCGAUGAGGAAUUAGAGCUACUGUAUAGAGAGAUAAUGAAGGGUAAUUAGAGAGGAUAGAGGGCUGUAUUGGGCUGAGCCGAUGAGAUCUGGCAGCAGAGACGGACAGUGAUACAGUCCUCCUGUACAGAACACUGACACUUACCCACCGUGAUUGCCUGCCUUUAAAGGAAAUCAAUAUUAACACCAUUGCCUGCUCUGCUCACAGUGUUUAAGACUGGCUGUACCCAGCCAUCUGUCUAUCGCUCUGUUUAUAAACUAGACACUGAUUCACAGCUGUCACUUUUAGAGGUCAUCUUUACACCUCUAUUAAGGGGAAAAUACCAUAUUUCUUUGAGAAUGCAUGAAAGGUAAAAAGUAAAAUGUUGUGUAUGAAAAAGAGGAAAGUAUGUGUAUUUGACUUGUAGUGUGAAGACAAUGGAAAGGAUGUCUCUUCUUAGGGACAUUAAGUCUGAGGGAUACUAAUCCAGUCAUGUAUUACUUUAACGUAUUCUUCUUCAAAUAGUUACUGUUGAUGUUCAAUGAUUCCUGUUCCACGAGCAGAUUUUACACAACACAGCUCUGUUCUUACAUACAGAUGGAGUAUGGGGAGGUGUUCAGUUUAAAAAGCACAGAACACUUUCAUUUGCCUGUUUGUGAUGCAUUGGAGCACAAUUGGGAACGAUACACAUAGUAUAAUUUGAUUGGUUAGAACCCACUGCAAUGAGAACGUAAUAAGCGUAACAUAAAACACUCAAAUAAAUGAAAGCACUCAAAUUUAUGUUGCUUUUUUUGUUGUUGUAAAAAGUGAGGUGGUAUUUCAAAUUAACACAAACUAUAUUACUGUGAUGGACUGAUACAUUUGGAGAAGCACACAAUCUCCUCCUGAAAAUGAUCUGACAAGCGAUAUCAGUCGUCCUGCUGCUAAGUUUGAAACAUCAUUCAUAUUUUGCCCAUAUUUAGUCUUCCUCAUGGUGUGACAUCACACAAGCCAGUCCUUCAGUGUGUAUGAAGAUAAAUACUGUACAUGAAUAGCUUUAUUUGGUAUGUACAUACUCAAGCAUAUGAUCUAGUAUGUGUGAUAGUGUAUUUUUAUGUAUGUAUGCAUACAUCAUCCUAUCCUUUCUCAGCAACUGCGAAGAAAAAUGUUCUGAGAGAAUGCUUCUCAGAGUGAAGAAGAAAGAUACGCUUUUUUGAGCCAUCAUCACUAUUCAUAAACCCAAGCUUUAGUGUAUGUGCUUCACUUCGGAGGUUUGUUACAUUAUUGUAUGUUCGCUUUGGUGCGAUGAAUAGGUUCAAAUGUGAUCUGGAGUGUAAAAAGCUUGACGACGUAGCAACUUGUACCUUCUAAAUGUAGCAGCGCAAGUUAUACACCUGACGAAUGCAGUGAUGAUUUAUGAAGCUUAAAAUGAUUGAAUGCUGAACAUUUUGUUGUUGUCGCCACUGAUGAAGGUUAUGAAAAACAAGCUGUUUCAACCGUUGGAGAAUUGUAUAAAGUAUAGUAUGUAAUAAUAUUACUCAGAGACGAAACAGACCCCACUGGCCCAUUCUUUUCAAAGUGGCCUUCACUGAAUGUAUUUCCUUGUAUUUAUUUCAUUGUAAUGUAGUGUAUUUCUACUGUCCGUAUUCAUUUAACAUUAACUGGCAUUCGGGCUUUUGAAACGGGCAUUUCUUGUGUUGAUUACGUCAGUAUGUUACAGUAGUGUGAUUAGUCUGCCUUUUUGUGCACUUAUCAAUGCCUAAGUAAUAAACUCACUUGAUACCAA